Molecule: messenger RNA, 1410 nt
Organism: Camellia sinensis
Lineage: Eukaryota; Viridiplantae; Streptophyta; Magnoliopsida; Ericales; Theaceae
Source: RefSeq, a predicted model, not a curated record
AUGUCAUUGAUAAAACAGGUUCAUGAGAUUCAGCUAGAGGAUGAGGAUGAUAUAAGGAAAUCAAGAUUUGAAAGGAUUUAUGUAUGUUUGGGGGCGUCUAAGAAAGGCUUCAUUGCAGGAUGCAGGCCAUAUAUUGAAGUGGAUGCUUGCCAUUUGAGAGGUCCUUACAAAGGCCAGUUGCUUCAAUCUGUGGCCAUUGAUGGUAACAAUAACACUUUUCUAGUGGCUUUUGCUGUAGUGGAAGGGGUAACAAAAUCCUCACGGAAGUGGUUUCUGAAGAUACUACAAGAAGAUCUAAGGAUAGGCAACGACAAAUGGUUUACAGUCAUGUCCGAUAAACAAAAGGGACUGAUUCCAGCGGUUGCAGAGGUGCUUCCAUAUGUUGAGAACAUAUUAUGUAUUAGGCAUUUCUACAACUUCAAAGACAACUUCAGGGGCAUCCAUUUAAAAGAAAUUUUGUUUUGUACAGUCAAAACCACAUAUGUGCAAAGGUUUCAAUAUCAUAUGGAAGAUAUAAAGAAGACAGAUGAAGAUGCUUUCACAUGGUUGGCAGACAAACCACCUUGCUUCUGGAGCAAGUCUCAUUUCACAACAUACAACAACUAUGAUGAGUUGGACAAUAACAUAUGUGAGAGCUUCAACAGUUUGAUUCUAGAUGCAAGAGGUAAGACUAUUUUGCCACUACUUGAGGAUAUUAGAUGCAUUUUGAUGAAGAUUAUGCAAAUAAGGAGAGAGGAAAUUAGGGCAUAUGAGGGUCCUAUAUGUCCUAACAUCCAAAAAAGAUUAGAGAAGAGAAAAUUGGAUGCAUGUAAUUGUAUUGCAAUUUGGGCAGGGGAACAAAAAUACCAGAUCAAUUACUUUAAUGGACAACAAUUUGUGGUUGAUUUAGAAGAUAGCACCAAUUCAUGCAGAAAAUGGGAGUUAACUGGUAUCCCAUGUUGUUAUGCAAUAGCAACCAUUUAUGAUCAACAUGAGAACCCUAAAAAAUAUGUGGCACACUGGUUCAGGAAAGAGACUUAUAUGGCCUCUUAUGAGCCACUAAUCUAUUUCAUCAAUGGAUCUGAAAUUUGGCCUAAGUCAGUGUUAGAUGCAUCACUGCCACCUAAAGUCAAAAAACAACCAGGGAGGCCAAAGAAAUUGAGGAGGAGAGAGGCAAAUGAACUCCAAAACCCUUACAAGUUGAAGAGAAAACACACUACAACCACAUAUGCCGUAUGUGGUCAGCUUGGACACUAUAAAAGAAGUUGCAAAGGUCAACCAGUUGAAGGCAAUGCUAUAAAGGUAAGGAAUAAUAAUAGUUCAAGCCAAGUUGAAAUACCUCCAAUGGGUACUGAGCAAAACAUGGCAAGGAGGAGUAAGGCAAAGGUUGCUGCUGCAGGAGGUAGUGGCUGUAACGCCCCAAAUUUCUAG